AUGCACACACGGCAUCAAGGAACGAUGACCGAAUUUACUUCUGACUAUAUUCUUAACUGCGGAGAAGACAAUCAUCAUACAGCUAGACACUAUCGUCGUAUAUGCGGUGGUUUAACAAUAAAGGAUUGUUUCCAAUUAUUCGGUUCGUUUCUCCUCCCACUUCUUCUUACAAUAUUCACGGUGGUCAUCACCUUCGAACAACGAAAUGAAUCGAAGAUUCAACGUUUAGAAGAUCGUAUUUCGGCUCGUGAGCAACGUGAGCAAGAUUUGAAUGUUUCCAUAUUGCAACGAGAGACCGACAAAGCGAUAGCGGAAGAACGACGCAUCGCAGAUAAUCUAAAUGCUGAACGGCAACGAAAUAUGUCUCUCGAGCAACGGCAACAUGAACUCAUUAUAGAGCAACAGCGAUACGACAAACAACAGCAACAGCGCGUAGAAGAUGCGAAAUUAUUGGCCGAACAGCGUUUUCAAGAUCUACAACUAGCUGAAGAGAAGCGCAUUGCCGACAAUCUUAAUGCAAAAGAGCAGCGUGACAAUGAUCGACUGAUUGCCGAACGCAAGCAAUUGGCCGAUGAUCUCAAUGCAGAAAAGGAACGAAAUAUUUCACGUGAAAUUGAAGAAUAUCGAUAUGAACAGGCAAAAAACAAGGAUCUGGAUACGAUGCUUCUCUCACACAUCAAUGACAUGGGCACUCUUCUUGAAAACUACAAUGGUUCUCUAACAACUAAUUCAACGAUUGCCGCUCUCGCUCGAGCUAAAACACUUCAUGUCAUCCGUUCUAUUGGACCUGAGCGGUCAGCACGAUUGCUUCAAUUUUUAUUCGAUGCUGGUCAACUUACAAGCGCCCAACAGAAACCACUAGAUCUAUCCGGUGCAAUACUUAAUCACAUUGAUCUUAGCGCGUCUAAUGACAUUAUUUCAAUGAGAAAUGUAACGUUUGUCGGCGUCCAUAUGAAUGGCGCAACAUUUGCUGGGCAGGAUCUUUCGAAUUGGAAUUUUACUCGAGCUUCACUUAAUAGCGCUAAUUUUACACGAACUAAUUGCAAAGGGACAAUAUUCGACGACUCGUCGAUGGUGCUAACUGAUUUUUCACAUGCUUUAAUGGACGGUGCUUCAUUUCGACGUUCACAACUAGCUGAUUCUUCUUUUGUAAAUUCAAGUGGAGAACGGUGUAUUUUUGACUCUGCCACGCUGCGAAACUCAACAUUUUAUCAAGCUAAAAUGAGUUUCUCUAACUUUCAUAACGUCGACUUAACAAAAGCCAAUCUUGAAGAAGCUUAUUUGUCUGGGAGUACGCUAGCAUUUGCUACUCUUGUUGAUACUCAAAUGAACGGCAUCUAUGUUCUCUUUGCCAAUUUGUCAUAUGCUAACAUGUCCGGGGCUAUAUGUUUGAAAGAUAAAUGUUAUUUACAGGAUGCUCUCUCACUUUUGAAUGCAAUUCUACCGAAUGGAACAAACGGAACUCACUAUUAUAAACCUAGGUCUCUUCUUCAAAACGCUUAUGCCACGUGUAAUGCUGAAGAGCACAAAAAUGAUCAUCUUGCUGGUUGGUGGAUGCUCGGCGAUCCUAUAUCUACCAAUACCUACUAUCAUAAAGAGAAUUUAUGCGUCUUUACUCCAAAAAAAGGCGGUAAUUCUCAAGAUACAGGUAUGGCCCAAAGCGUGAAUAUCACAAUGUACAAUCGACUCAUAACAAAUGGACAUGCCGCAGUUUCACUCAAAGCGCAUCGUGGUCAGUUUACUGCAAUUGAGAUGAAUGAAAUCGAUGGAACCGGUAAAGUUUCACCCAUACUUCCCAGCAAACGACUGACGUCAGCUCCCGAGAUAACAAUUUGGGAAAAACAUUUACAAAGAACAACCGUUCAAAUUGAGGUCAAAUUAAUGUUUCAAGUUAGUCGAACAUGGCCAUAUGCAUGGUUUCAGUAUGCUGAAUUAAGCAUUCAUCUGUGGUUCCCAUAA
Rotaria sp. Silwood1 is the source of this 1959-nucleotide messenger RNA. NCBI's taxonomy places the organism in Eukaryota, Metazoa, Rotifera, Eurotatoria, Philodinida, Philodinidae. The record is from the annotation of a GenBank genome assembly.